AGGUAAUUUCUUACACUAACAACACACUCGCCUAAUAUUUAUUAAAAUUCGUGCCACCAAAAAUCACAUACAAAUGCUAAAAUUUAGAAUAAUUUGAGCUGACCUAAUUUUAAGUAGGUAAUACUUUUUUAUACAUACGAAAUUAAUGAGUUCAUUUUCCAUCUCUCUAGCUAGCCUAGGUGCACAUAUUUAACUGAUGUUCAGGUAAGUCUACUGGUACCCAUUUUUCUUCCUUUUCAUAAAUCUUGGGCUUCAGUUUCUAUCAAAAACAAAGAAACGAUGAUCUCGGAAAAUUUCGAAAAAUCUCUCCGAGAUUGGAAAUUGCCUCCUUCUUCCGCCUCAGAUAUUUUUGAGCCAAGGGUUAGUAGUUUCAGUUGUAUAAUUCCUGAUUGUAGAGUCAAAACUGUGGAGAAAGAAAUUCUUUUAAAGAAAGGAAUCGCAACGUUUCCUCUCUUCUCCAAAUAUCGCCAAAUAGGGCACAAAAUUCUAACUGGUUGGAACUCUGCCUUUGUUCAUGUUGGAAUGAUUCAGGUGGGUUUGAAACCUACUAAACUAGGUUCAAACACCUCUGCAAUAAUAUGUCUUCGCGACAAGAGAAUUACAAAAUAUCUCGACUCUAUAUGUGGAAGGGUUGAAUCAAGUUUAUGCGAUGGUCCCAUUUAUUUCUCCUACUACCCUACCCACUGUGUUGAUCUGUCUGACUCGUGCAAAUCUUUCACCAUUGAUGUUAAAAUCAAAGGAUCUGAGGUGGGUAUAAGCGCAACGCUUAUGUAUAGGUUCCACUAUAGAGUGGUGAAAAUGCCAUAUCUAAUGAAUUUUUAUCCCGUUGAUGAGAGGGGUCAAACCACUUUGCACCUUACUGAUAUUGCUCAAAGCAAUCGCGUGGUGUUGAAAACGAUAACUUGGGAUCCAGCCAGAAAAGGCGAGGGAUCGACGGUUGAAGACGGUGGCGCCGACGUGGACUGGAAGGAGACGGCGGAGGGGCAUGUGGUGAAGGUGGAUGUUCCCGGUUUCAAGAAAGAGGAAGUUAGGGUUGCGGUUGAAGAGGGUGGAAUUGUACAGAUCAGUGGAGAGAGAAGCAAGGAGGAGGAGGAGGGUGACAAGUUGCACUGCGAGGAGAGGGGGAAGGGCAAGUUCCUCCGCCGCUUGAGGCUGCCGGAGAAUGCCAAUUUGGAAGGAUUGGAGGCGAGAUUGGAGAAUGGAUUGCUGACAGUAACUGUGCCUAAGAAGAAGAAGAAGAAGAAGCCGGAAGUGAAGAUCGUGGAUAUCUCCGGUUAAGCAAAUCACUGUCGGAGAAUUGCCUUUUUUUUUUUUUUUUAUAAAUUAACGGUAUUAAAUAAAGAAAUUUAAAGAUCGUGCACAGAUGACUCGAACCAAUAUCUUUGAUAUUAAUUCGUUGUCAUGUUUUAAUUAGAGUAUUUGUUUGUAGUGUUCAUGUGCAGUUAGUUUAAGUUGUGCUGGUGCAUGUGUUAAUGUGUUAAUUAACUUCUCUUCCCCUUUGUACAAAAUCAUGAAUUAAUUUAUUGUUUUUGUGUGUUUGUGUUA
This is a messenger RNA of Salvia miltiorrhiza (redroot sage), 1545 nucleotides long. RefSeq lists its product as uncharacterized. Lineage: Eukaryota; Viridiplantae; Streptophyta; Magnoliopsida; Lamiales; Lamiaceae. The record is from RefSeq and is a predicted model, not a curated record. Gene Ontology annotation, biological process: protein complex oligomerization; response to heat; protein folding. The coding region runs from base 280 to 1278 and encodes 332 amino acids. The transcript has a single exon.